Molecule: messenger RNA, 222 nt
Organism: Opisthorchis viverrini
Lineage: Eukaryota; Metazoa; Platyhelminthes; Trematoda; Opisthorchiida; Opisthorchiidae
Exons: 2
Coding region: 1-222 (73 amino acids)
Source: RefSeq, a predicted model, not a curated record
AUGGAGCCGUUUGUGUCUGACCGCCUCAAACACAGACCUAAACACCAUCAAGUAACCAUCAGCUACCUGAAUCUGAUACCCAAAUCACGUCACACGCUGAAAAAGCGUUCAACUGCCCUGACACUCGAUGAAAGCAUGAGGGCUGGGAUAAUACCAGGUUUCUCAAGCCUAGACAGGGGAAUUCCAGAGGCAGAGGUAGAGUUUGAAUCACGGACAUUCUGA